CCCUCAGCUCUUAGUUCCACCCUAGGUGGGGUACGGCCCCGCCGGGGUCUGCAGGGCCGCGAGGGAGAGUGCAGAGGGACAGGCGGGACAAAUUGGAGCACACCUCUGAAAGGUGCUGACUAUGAAGGUAUCAGUACAGGCUGUGGCAGUGUGGGGGAAAAUAGCUCCCUCUCACAGCAUCACUGCUAUUAUGAUUACAGAUGACCAGCAGACUAUAGUUACAGGAAGUCAAGAAGGACAAAUAUGUCUCUGGGAUCUUUCAUCAGAAUUAAAGAUUUCAUCUAAAGAAAUUCUCUUUGGCCAUACAGCUUCUGUAACUUGUCUGGCAAAAGCAAGAGAGUUCGAGAAACAACCAUAUGUAGUAAGUGCUACUGAAAAUGGGGAGAUGUGUGUUUGGAAUGUCACUAGUGGACAGUGCGUUGAGAAUGCAAAGCUUCCUUAUAGGCAUACAGCAAUCUACUAUUACCAUUGCUCAUUCCGAAUGACAGGUGAAGGCUGGCUUCUUUGUUGUGGAGAAUAUCAAAAUGUUCUUAUUAUUGAUGCCAAGACUUUGGGUGUUCUUCACUCUUUAUCAUCAUCUGAGUCUUCUGAUUGGAUAAAUUGUAUGUGUAUUGUACACUCUGCAAGAAUUCAAGAAGACUCAUUGGUUGCAGUGUCUGUAACUGGAGUUCUUAAAGUGUGGGACCUAUCUUCGUCAUUGAAUAGCAUACAGGAGAGACAAAGUGUGUGCGAGAAGGAAUCAAAAUCUCUGGACUGUAUAAAUUGUCAAGCAGUACGGUUUUGUACUUACACGGAAAGGCUCCUUCUAGUUGUGUCCUCCACAUGCUGGCAGGUCUAUGAUUAUUGUGAUUUCUCCUUGCUUUGUACUGAGUUCUGUAAAAGUGGUCAGUGCUUUGCUGGUGGAGAAGUACUAGCAGCUUACAGACUUAUCAUCUGGACAGAAGAUGGCCACAGUUACAUCUACCAGCUGCUAAACAGCGGGCUUUCUAAAAGCAUAUAUCCUGCUGAUGGGAAGGUGCUGAAAGAAACUGUGUAUCCUCAUUUACUCUGCUUUACCGGUGUGAAGGAAAAUAAGAGUUUUCCUUUUGUCAUGGGCUUCAUGAAUGAAAGAAAGGAGCCUUUCUAUAAGGUUCUUUUUUCUGGUGAAGCUUCAGGAAGGAUCACUUUGUGGCAUGUUCCUGAUGUCCCUGUGUCAACAUUUGAUGGUUCACCAAAAGAGAUCCCAAUUACAGCAACGUGGACUCUUCAGGAUAAUUUUGAUAAACAUCAUGCAGUGUCAGAAGGCAUUAUUGAUCAUCUUUGUGCAUCUAAAGAUGGAAUCGAAAAUUCAGUUGUCAGUUCCUCUAUAUACAUACCCAGUCUUGAUAAGCUCGUGUGUGGAUGUGAAAAUGGGAAAAUUUUUGUAACACUAGGUUUAAAAACUGCAAGAGCAAGACUUUUACAAAACAUAUCUUUGCUAAAAGAUAAUCUACCUUAUAAGGUUCUGAAUGGUCAUAGUAGCAGAGUCACUUGUUUACUUUAUCCACAUAAUAAAUCAGUAAGAUUUGAUCCAAGCUGGCUGUUAUCAGGGGGCCAGGAUUCUGUUGUGAUCUGCUGGGAUAUAUUUACUGGAGGCAUCUUACACCAAUUUAGUUUGCAGUCUGGUCCAGUGACAGAGCUCUUGCGAUCUCCAGAAAACUACAGAUUAAAAGACCACAGCAUAGUGUGCUGUGUGUGCAGUGAUCACUCGGUAGCAAUUCUACACCUUCAGAAGAGAGUGUGUCUCUUACAUGCCAGAAAGCAUCUGUUUCCUGUGAAGAAGAUAAAAUUUGACCCUGUUGAAAAUCUGCUAAUUGUUGGAUGUGAAGACGGGUCAGUUUAUAUUUGGGAAAUUGAAACAGGCACACUGGAACGACAUGAAACAGGUGAAACAGCAAAAGCAAUUCUUACUUCCAUUGAAGAUUCAGAAUACUUAGUGGCAGAUGCUCUACUUCCUGUAUCUCAAGAGUCAAAAAGAAAUAAAAAUGCUGGAUACAAACACUCUAGCUCUUACAACCACUGCAUGGUCUCUUACAAUCUUACUCAUACAGAAAAAUCUUCAGAUAAGAUGCGUAAGGCAGGAAAUCCACUCUUGGAAGUGGAUCUUGAUUGGAAUAUGGGAUCUGAGUUAACUGAUACCAGCUACAUCCAACAGCCCUUUACUAUUUUACCAGUUAAGACAAAAUGGAACAAUGCAAACUUUCAUAUUCUCUUAUUUGAUCUGGAAAAACUUGAGGAACUUCUGCUGUCAUCUCAACUCAAUGGAUUAAAGUCAUCGAAUUCAUUCCACAACUAUGAUGCUCUAGACAGAGCCAAAAGUACUACUGAGAAAAGGGCACUGACAUUAAAAAGAAAUAAAACUGCUGGCUCCGUAUCUCCAGUGGAUAGGCAAGUAGAUACUGUUUGUUCAAACCAGGCCUGUAGGGAUAAUAACGCAGCUAGGCCUUUGGAAGAAAGUGGUGGCAUGAAAAGACAGAAAAAAAUGAAGAGUUCAAGAAAGAUUAGAAUGCAGCCAUCAGGAAACAUUGAUGUGAAUGUCACCACUGAUACAGCUAAACUGCUUUUGUCAUGUCUCUUACCAUGGGGUGUAGAUAAAGAAAUAGACAAUCUCUGUGUUAGACACUUAGAUAUCUUGAGGCUUCAGUGUCCUGUUUCUUUUGGACUUGCGUCAAAUGAAAACCACCUAUCACUAAUGUUGCCAGGAUGGAAAUGUACUGAUUGUGGUGUGCUAGAAGAACAUGCAGUAAUCAACUUGUUUUCAAAAAGAGUGCUUGAUUUAUCAAACAAGUACCUUGCUGCAACUGAAGGACAAACUGCUGGAAAGAAGGAUGGACCCGAGAAUAAUGUGUAUGGAGCAAAGGGAUUGGAAACAGUAUUCUUCUUAUUUAGCAGAAUAGCUUUAAUCAACAGGAUAAUUAACGUACCUUCAGCAGUUACAGGUGAAAUCGAAAGUCCACAGAAAUCAGAAUCUGUACAUGACAAAUGGCAAAAUGUAGAAGCAGUAACACCUUCAUUUGCCAGUUUUUAUGGAGGGUUACCAAGCAGUAAAAGUAGGUAUCAUUCCCUAGACUUUGGGAGUGCUUCAUUGCUGAAACUCAUUUGUUGUUGGAGUGACCAAUCUAUACAGAUUAUUGAGGCAAUGCAAGCGGUGCUGCUGGCAGAAGUUCAAAGGACUAUGAAUACCCUGAGAAAGACGGCAAUCUGCGGAGAGCCAUUGGCCAUAGUAGAGAAUGGAAAUGUCAGUGCGCUGAAGCAUGACAAGAGCUCAAACUCAGCGAACUUCCAAGAUGCGGAGGAGACGCCUGACAGAUGUGUCUUGGAAGAGUCUGAGAGUCCAGAUGACAUGAAGCCACAUCCCUGGAUAUCUAAGGUGUGCUCCUGUAAGGUGUGUUAGAAAACCCUGCUUAGCCGAAAGAAUUAGAAGAUGCACAAGAACAGCCAAGAAAUAGGACAUACGUGGCAUGGACGUGAAAUGGCUUGUUGUAUUUAUUAUUGUAUACCUUUAACAAUUCAUUUUCAGAAGAAAUACCUUCCAUAAGAUCAGCUUCUUUUUGCUGAUUUAUUGGCUUCAAUUCACACUUGCAUCACUAACAGACUUCCACUUAUUCAAUUAAAUUUAGGUAGUUCUAACACAGGAAAUAGCAACUCUUUAUUUUUAGAUGAUUUUCACUAGUUUAUGUAGUGAUCCCAAAUCUUACAACUUUGACCAUAAAACAUUUGCAUCAAUUUUAAUAUUCUUUUACAUAUAUCAAAUUUAAAUUUUUCUCUCUCCUUGCUUCUGACUUUUAUUACCAAUAACAUUUUAACACUGAGCAAAACCAAAUGUAUUUGAAAUAAUUAGAAAAUUUGUUUGCAUUUAAAGGAGAAAUGCAAAUUUUGAAUUAAACAUGGAAUAUUUAGAAACAACUAAAAUACAAAGAAUGUUCUGUGCACAGGAGAGCAUAGGAAAUUGAUUAUAAAUCUGGUCAUUGUCUCAGAUGUAAAUUUUCCUUUUCUAUAAAUACUGCCAUCACCAUCUUCUGUAGAAAUGUAGUACCAAUAUGAAGUUGGAGAAGCCCAUUGGAGUCCUUUUCUGAAAUGCUGUAUUUCACUGAAUUUCUGUUUCUGCUCAUUGGGAAAAGCAGCUAUACAUUUUUGUCUUUAAAAAAAAAUAAUCAUUAUGUUUGGAGAAUAUUUGCAGUUUAUUAGACUCAUUUAUCGCCUAACGUUCUGGGGGAUUUAUGCUGGUUUGACAAAUAAUGGCCACUCAGAGCAGUGAGAUCACUUUCUGUAUUACCAAUAGUCAGAGUGCUAAUGAAGUCAAAGGGACUUGAGGACGUGCUUUUCUGGAUCUCUGUCUUAUGGUGGAAAUCAUGGUCUGAUGUUAUCCUUCCUAAUUGUCACGUUAGCCAUAAGCUGCCUUAAC
Gymnogyps californianus (California condor) is the source of this 4423-nucleotide messenger RNA. RefSeq names its product WD repeat domain 72 (gene WDR72). Lineage: Eukaryota; Metazoa; Chordata; Aves; Accipitriformes; Cathartidae. The record is from RefSeq and is a predicted model, not a curated record. Bases 122 to 3412 code for a protein of 1096 amino acids. The transcript has 22 exons. Gene Ontology annotation, molecular function: protein binding. Gene Ontology annotation, cellular component: cytoplasm. Gene Ontology annotation, biological process: protein localization to plasma membrane.